AUGGGGAAGAGCGAUGGCAAGACGGGGUUAGGGAGAGCGCUGGUGAAGCACCACAACCAGAUGAUCAUUCAAUCCAAGGAGAAAGGCCAGUUCUACAGGCAGCAGAACAGGGUUCUCGAAUCCAUCACCGACGUGAACGACGUCGACGCCGUCAUCGAGCAGGCCGAAGAUGAAGAGCGUCUCCUUCUCGCCGGUGACCGCCCCGCCCCCAACCUCCCUAUCAGUCUGGAUGGGGCCUCGAUUUCGAGUGUUAUGACGCCGGAGGAGAGGAAGGCGCAGCAGAAGGAAGCGGAGUCUUUGCAUGCUAAUAGCCUGCGAGUCCCUCGCAGGCCGCCGUGGAAUCCUGAGAUGUCGGUGGAGCUACUUGAUUCCAACGAAAGACAAGCUUUCUUAAUCUGGCGGCGAAGCCUUGCAAGCUUAGAGGAGAAUGAGAACCUGGUUCUCACACCAUUUGAAAAGAAUUUGGAUAUCUGGAGACAACUUUGGCGGGUGCUUGAGCGCAGUGAUCUUCUUGUGAUGGUUGUCGACGCACGAGAUCCUUUGUUCUAUCGUUGUCCUGAUCUUGAGGAAUAUGCAAGAGAAAUCGAUGAGCAUAAGAGGACACUACUCCUAGUAAACAAGGCAGAUCUUUUGCCCUUAUCAGUCAGGAAGAAAUGGGCCGAGUACUUCCGCCAAAACAAUAUUCUGUAUGUCUUCUGGUCAGCCAAGGCUGCUACUGCACUCCUCGAGGGCAAAAAGCUGAUGGGACCUAGCGGACAAGAACAGGCGGACGAUACUGAUACCAGAAUAUAUGGCAGGGAAGAGCUUCUAUCUCGUCUGCAGUCCGAGGCAGAAGCCAUAGUUUCAAGGAGGAAUCGAAAUAAUUCCCCCGCUAAAUCAGUGACAGUGGGAUUCGUCGGGUACCCCAAUGUCGGCAAGAGUUCAACGAUCAACGCCCUAGUCGGACAGAAGCGAACUGGCGUGACAUCAACUCCUGGCAAAACAAAACAUUUCCAGACGCUGAUAAUGUCCGAGGAGCUCACCCUAUGCGACUGCCCCGGUCUGGUGUUCCCUUCCUUCUCGAGCUCCAAAUACGAAAUGAUCUCCUCUGGAGUCCUGCCAAUCGACCGUAUGACCGAGCACAGGGAGGCCGUCCAGGUGGUUGCAAACCGUGUCCCCCGCCAUGUCAUUGAGGCCGUCUACAGGAUAGCCCUGCCGAAGCCCAAGUCAUACGAGCCGCAGUCUCGGCCUCCAUUGGCGUCGGAGCUUCUACGAGCAUACUGCGCUUCGCGAGGGUACGUUGCAUCGAGCGGACUGCCCGACGAGACCAAGGCUGCACGUCAGAUUCUGAAGGAUUAUAUAGAUGGGAAGCUGCCUCAUUAUGAGUUGCCACCCGGAGUUUUUGCUGACGAAGUCAAGGAUUUCAAUGCUGAUAGUGAUUACAGUGGGUCUGAGUUGACAGAGUCUGAUUCGUCGGAUGUCGAGGAAGGAGGAGAGAAGAAUCCGCGGCCUGCGAUGGAGCAUGUGCUGGAUGAUCUGAACUCCUUUGACGUGGCGAAUGGGAUUGCGUCGAGGAAAACCACGGAGAAGAAGAAGUUCAAGGAGUCAUUCAAGCAGCACAAGAAGCCUCAGAGGAAGAAGGAUAGGUCGUGGAGGACGAAGACCGACGACGUCGAUGGGAUGCCGGUGGUGAGAGUCUUCCAGAAACCUCUCAAUACAGGUCCUGCGAAGACGGCAUGA
Linum trigynum is the source of this 1719-nucleotide messenger RNA. Lineage: Eukaryota; Viridiplantae; Streptophyta; Magnoliopsida; Malpighiales; Linaceae. The record is from the annotation of a GenBank genome assembly.